Molecule: messenger RNA, 1630 nt
Organism: Leptosomus discolor (cuckoo roller)
Lineage: Eukaryota; Metazoa; Chordata; Aves; Leptosomiformes; Leptosomidae
Source: RefSeq, a predicted model, not a curated record
GGUCUCACAGAUAAUACAGGUUUAUCUGGGAAAAUGGUUGUCAAUGCUGUUUCUAUUGAAUUGCUAGCAGAGUUUAAAGCCCAAAUAGUUCCAGAUGCUUUCUCUGUUAUAUGGGGCUUUUUGAGGGCUGGGAGAGUGAGAUGUGGAGGUACUGUUGGUGCAAUUCUGACAUGUCCACUGGAAGUUGUGAAAACACGUUUGCAGUCCUCCUCUGUGACUCUCUACAUCUCUGAAGUCCAUCUCAACACUGUGAAUGGUGCUAGUGUCAAUCGAGUGACUAGAGUGUCUCCUGGACCUCUCCACUGUUUGAAGAUGAUCUUGCAAAAGGAAGGUCCUCGUUCUCUGUUUAGAGGGCUGGGUCCUAAUUUAGUAGGUGUUGCUCCUUCCAGAGCGAUAUAUUUUGCUGCUUACUCAAACUGCAAGGAAAAGUUGAACAAUAUUUUCAAUCCAGAUUCCACCCAGGUACACAUGAUUUCAGCUGGUGUGGCAGGUUUUACUGCGAUCACAACAACUAACCCCAUUUGGCUAGUAAAGACACGAUUACAGCUUGAUGCAAGAAAUCGUGGAGAAAAGCGAAUGAGUGCUUUUGAAUGUGUCCGAAAAGUGUAUCGAUCAGAUGGUAUUAAAGGCUUCUACAGAGGAAUGUCAGCAUCCUACGCAGGCAUAUCUGAGACUGUUAUUCAUUUUGUUAUUUAUGAGAGUAUUAAGAGAAAACUACUGGAGUAUAAGACUGCUUCUGCCAUGGACAAUGAGGAUGAAUCAGCAAAAGAAGCUUCGGACUUCGUUGGAAUGAUGAUGGCUGCUGCCACUUCCAAAACUUGUGCAACAUCAAUAGCAUAUCCCCAUGAGGUUGUACGAACAAGACUAAGAGAGGAGGGAACAAAAUACAGAUCUUUCUUCCAGACACUAUCUUUGCUUGUGCGAGAAGAAGGGUAUGGAUCUCUCUACCGAGGUUUAACUACACAUUUGAUCAGACAGAUUCCAAACACAGCUAUCAUGAUGUCAACCUAUGAAGUGGUAGUCUACUUGCUCGAUGGAUAGCAAUGUGGCAAGGCUUCCUAGAAGAAGGUGGAAGAUUGAAAGACUGGAGUGGACCACUGAAUGUCAAUGCCAACGUGGUGGGAGAAAGGAAAGCUAUAACAGGAACAUGCAGCUGUGGACAAAACAGAAGGUUGAUUGUGGGCAACUAUGAAUCAUUUUGCUGCCUUAUUGUGUGGUCUCUUGGCAGUGUGACAAAUGGGAACUGCCCCUUAGAGAAUGUCUUUAUAUCUCUAAAUUCAAAAUUGUUAUUCUUUUCAUCUGUUAAUCUAGACAAGGCCAUGUAGUCAUCUUCAGAGACCUGAUGGGUGAGGGAGGGGACGUGAAAUAUAUUCUUGGACAGCCUUAUUCAUGUCUUAGUGAUUGCUCUGAAGUACCUCCUUUUUGUUCUGUUUUACUGCACAGUAACCUGUUGGAAGAAUGGGGAAGAGAGUACUUUGGUACCUCUCCAUACCUGAAACUUCCAUUCAGUUGCUGUACAUAUUCAUGAAGAGACUGAGGUAGUAGUCAGCUUGUAAAGUUUUUCACAUUGCUACCUCAAGACAGAAUACAGCACAGGGACCCAGAACAGAGUUAUUUCUUCGCUACAAAA